This is a messenger RNA of Frieseomelitta varia, 2517 nucleotides long. RefSeq names its product E3 ubiquitin-protein ligase synoviolin B (gene sip3). The record is from RefSeq and is a predicted model, not a curated record. Bases 304 to 2154 code for a protein of 616 amino acids. NCBI's taxonomy places the organism in Eukaryota, Metazoa, Arthropoda, Insecta, Hymenoptera, Apidae. Gene Ontology annotation, cellular component: cytoplasm. The transcript is spliced from 9 exons.
UCUGUCCGAUUUGGAACUGUCAAGUAAAAAUAAUACACGUUCAUUACACGCAAACAAUACAAUAUGACACGAAAGUUCUGUUUCCCCUGUGAAGUAAAGUUCUCGAUUUCCAGAUAAUAAAGGAUGUGAUACACACGCGUACGAAAAAGUCUUGGAUAAAGUCGUUAUGAUAGCAGCGCCUCGUUGAUUCCAGUUGGAUCUACAGCUGUUGAUACGUACAUAAAUUGUUAGUGAAAUAAGUGUCAGUGAAAUAUUGCAUUCGGGACGAGCAGCCUUUGGGCUGAAGGUAUAAUCCACGUAAAGAUGAGAGAAGCUGGAAUAAUGUUAAUAAGCACAGCAUUAACGUGUGCUGUGAUAGGCAACGCGUAUUAUCAAAGAAAACAAUUUUACCCAACAGUAGUCCACAUAACCAAAUCCAACCCUAGUAUGACGGUAAUCUAUACACAAGGUUUAAUUCUAGUAUUUAUGAUAAAUGCUUUCCUCCGAAAGAUAUUCUUUGGUACUUUACGUGCUGCUGAACUUGAACAUUUAUUGGAAAAAGUAUGGUACGCUGUAACCGAAACUUGCCUAGCAUUCACAGUAUUUAGAGAUGAUUUUAGUCCAAAAUUCAUAGCACUGUUCACACUUCUUUUAUUUUUGAAAUCGUUUCACUGGCUGGCGGAAGAUCGCGUAGAUUAUAUGGAACGAAGUCCUGUAAUAACUUGGUUGUUUCAUCUUAGAGUUGGCACUCUGUUGAUAUUACUAUUUGCUAUAAAUUUGACUAUGAUUCACUACGCAUAUAACACAACAGCCACAAAAGGUCCUUCAGUACAACUUGUCUUUGGUUUUGAAUAUGCUAUUCUUUUAACUGUUGUAUUCAAUAUUAGUGUAAAAUACAUAUUGCAUACGAUAGAUCUACAAAGUGAAAAUCCAUGGGACAAUAAACCAGUAUUUCUAUUGUACACAGAAUUAAUAAUUGGACUGUUAAAGGUCAUUUUAUAUGUUGCUUUUGUCACUUUGAUGGUUAAAUUAUACACUUUACCUUUGUUUGCACUUCGUGCGAUGUAUUAUACAAUGAGAGAUUUUAAAAAAGCUUUCCAUGACAUUGUAAUGUCACGUCGAGCUAUCAGAAAUAUGAAUACAUUGUAUCCAGAUGCAACAGCAGAAGAAUUAGCUGCUGCCGAUAAUGUGUGCAUCAUAUGCAGGGAGGAAAUGGUAUCGGCAAGUAAAAAAUUACCAUGUAAUCAUAUUUUUCACACUGCCUGCCUUCGUUCUUGGUUCCAACGUCAACAAACAUGUCCUACAUGCCGUUUGAACAUUUUAAGACCUGUUAAUAAUAAUCAAGGAAACAGGCAACAAAACCAGGCACAAGCAGGACCACAAGUGCCUCAAGCUCCACAAGCACCAGGAUUUAAUCCAAUUGUUCAAGUACUCCCAGCAUUUUGGGCUGGAAUUCAAGCACCAGGAGCACCACCACCUUUACAACAACAACAACAACAACAACAACAACCACAGCAACAGCAGCAGCAGCAACAGCAGCAGCCACAACAGCCACAAUCUUCAGGUGCAUCAGCACAACAACAACAAGCUCAAAGCAGUGGGCCAAGUACUUCUUCAACCUCGUUUCAAAAUUUGGCAGCCAGUGGUGUACCAUUGUUUCCUCCACCAUUCCCAACUAUGGUACCAUUACCUCCUAUUCCUACGCCACCACCGAAUCUUACAGAAUUAAGCGAAGAAGAGCUUAGAGCAAUGGAAGGUAAUUUACGACAAGCUGUUGAAGCUAGAAUACAAACGUUGCAAAGAGUUCAGCUUUUAUUAGAUGCUGCCAGUGCUAUGAUGAAUCAAUAUCAAACAGCAGCUGCUACCGCUAAUAUUCCAGUGCCAACUGCGAUAAAUAACGCAAAUGUUACAACAGAUGUUCCUUCAGUGAGGAAACAAGGAACAUCUAAAAUUGCAAGCCCCGGAGUUAACGGCGAACAACCACAAGUUAAAGCUGAGAUGAAUGUUCCUAUUGAAAAUUCUUCCAUUGAUAAUGUAAAUACGUUAUCAGGCACAAAUGGUACUGAUGUAACUCCAGAAUCAUCGAUUAGAAAUGACGUGGAAUCUUCAAGUGAACAAGAAAUGCUACGAAGGCGUAGGCUACAAAAAUUUUCAGCUCAGCUUACGGCAGAAUAAAUGUUCGUGACAUUAUGUGAUAAUUUGUGUAAUAUAAUUGUACCUUUAUUAAUAACAGGCCUGGUUGCAGAUACGAUUGAUAAUUGAAAAAAAAAAAGAAAUGUAACAAUUAUGGUUAAGAGCUCGAAAUUUAAAGUUGAUACUACACUAUUAAUAAUCACAAAUGUAUCAAAUAAUCAUUUAAAGGAAAUAACAUGAUAAAUUUUUUAUGUAAAUUACUUUAGGCAAAACAUAAAUUGUAUAACUAGUCUUUGUUUCUUAACUUUGUGCGCGCAUAUAUCCUUUGUACAAUGGGUUCUUCUGGUAUAUUUCCUAAAAAAUAAUUUGUAUCGAUUAAAUUGUUUCUGUAUUCUUUAUCUAAAA